AUGGUGGACCAAGUGUGCUGGAGCGUAGCAAAGAGCGCUGGGGCCUUGGCAGGAUGCGGUGGGAACACGGGCCGCGGCGAAGUCCAGCAGGAAAACGAGCUGGUCGAGCUGCACCGGGCAGACCAUGAGGGCAUCGAGACCUUUGCACGCUUCCUGGAGGAGUCCUACGACAACGUGGAUGCCCUGUUCUAUGUGAAAAUGCGCUGUGCCGCACGCAAGAUGACGAUGCCCUGCAAGUACAACCAGGUGUCAAAGAUUUCUUUGCGAGCUGGAGCACGCCCGCAGCUGCCGCUGAACAAGGCCCUGGCGGCUGUGCGCGAGGGAAUCGACAAGGACGCCCCUGAGUCCCUCAAGGCCAGCAUCGUUGCCAGACUGAAGAAUCAGUCAGGUGAUGGCGCCGACCCAAUAGAUUGGCAUCGUUUCCUCUUCCUCUGCACGCAGGAGUAUCGAAAUGCUCGAUGCAUCGCGGCAGGAUCCUCGGCAACCUUCAUGACCGCAGCAGCAUCCCAAGCGCGCGUCCCUCCCUGUGCCCGAGAGCCAGCUGUGACCGGCGCCACGACCCUCUUGCAGCAGAGAGGCCGGCUCCAGCGCAUCAAGAUGACGCAGCCGCAGACGGAGCUCAAGGAGCAAGCGUUUCGACAGGUGGAUGCCGGCUCUGACCAAUCUGGAGUGGUUUCCCAGGCCGAGUACCAGCCGAUGGAACUUCAGGAGGCAGCCGUUGCGAGGAAGGUAGCGAAACUGGCUCAUCCUCGCAUGGCCUUUCAGGAAGAGGCUGGGACGCCGACGACUGCAUCCAGCCCAGAGAAGGCAACGGAUGCUGGCUCGACGACUCCGUUGUCAUUCGACGAGUUCCUUGGGUUCGCGCAGUCCCAAUCCGGCCAGGAAGAGAACUCUUCCAGCUUAGAGGCCAAGUAUCUGCCCAUGGAGCUUCAACCGGCAGCCUCGGCGAAGGCUGCGAUGCCUACGAUUGCGUCCUUCCCAGGGGAGGCGGCGAGCCUUGAUACGGAGCCGUGGAUGUACGCUCUCUUCCGGAAACAUCCUGGUGAGGGCAGCGCAACUCAUGCGAAGAAGGUCUGGCCUCCAAGGAGCGUGGUUAUGAGGAUGCAGCAAGAAAAGAUGGAGGAUGAGAAGCUGACGAAGGCCUCGCUGACGGACUUGGAGGCGUGCGAGCUGCACAAGAAUCGCGUUGCAGCGGAGUGGGGCAGAUUUGAGGUUGGUUGCCUGCGCUGGCUGGCAGCCUUCCCGCGCCCGGGCCCCACCGCAAGCGUGUACACUGCGUGCGGGGUCCCGAUCAUGCACGAGCUUCUGCAAGAGGAGCGACGGCAGUUUUUGGAACUCUAG
This is a messenger RNA of Symbiodinium sp. CCMP2592, 1341 nucleotides long. Lineage: Eukaryota; Dinophyceae; Suessiales; Symbiodiniaceae. The record is from the annotation of a GenBank genome assembly.